GUGCCAUUUAGCUACAGUAUACUUUAUGAAGAGAAGUUCAACAAAUUAAUGUAACUGAGGGGGACUGAAAGAUGGAUAAAAGCUUCUGUAGGGUAAUCUUCAGACAGGAAAUCUGAGAUUCAUAACAACUUAUAUUUUGGCUUGUCAUCACUGGUCAUGCGGUGGUCCCGAAAUAAACUCAGCUUGAAAGAGGAGUGUUUCAAAGCUGCGCUGUAACACAUUGAGACACUCGGGGAAAGGAGAGAGAUGAAAAAUUAGGGUUUGAGGUGGGAGAGGAAGGGGAAGGAAAGCAAUGAAUAUCUGAAGACACAAUCAAGGAAGUCCUUCUUUUGGGGGCAUUGUUCUCUUGUUUCAGAACCUCACAGACCGGGGGAGGAUGGCCAUGGAGAUCACUGCACCAAGUGCCCAGAAAGCUAUCGGGCACGAAGAGUACAGUCUGUACAGCAGUAUGAGUGAGGAUGAACUUAUCCAAAUGGCCAUCGAGCAGAGCCUGACGGACAGCUCCCCUGGGCAGCCAGCUGCCCCAAGCUGUCAGAAAGCUCGGACGGCGGCGAGAGAAACGGCUGCGGCCAAUCGCUCCAACAGGCCACCUGCCCAUUUUUACCCAUGGACCAGGUCUGCAGCUCCUUCGGGGACCCAGCCUCCGCCUCCCAAUGUGGGCUUGUUUCAAGGGGUCAGGCAAAGAUACAACGGCAGCCUGUUCAAGACCCCCCAGCCUGUAGUCAUAGAUCCCGUGGUGAAGGCCAUCAAGGAUGGUGAUGAGAAUGCCUUAACUUCCAUGAUCCAGUCGGGCAAAAACCUCUCUGAACCCAACAAGGACGGAUGGCUCCCUCUGCAUGAAGCUGCCUAUUACGGCCAGUUGGGCUGUCUGAAAAUAUUGCAGAAAACAUAUCCUGCUGUUAUCGAUCAACGCACCCUUCAGGAGGAAACGGCCCUUUACAUAGCGACCUGCAGGGGAAACCUAGACUGCCUCCUGACGCUUCUGCAAUGUGGAGCUGAGCCUGACAUCUCUAACAAGUCCCGGGAGACCCCGCUCUACAAAGCUUGUGAGCGGAAGAAUGUGGACGCUGUCAGGAUGCUGGUACAGUACAAUGCUGAUACCAACCAUCGAUGCAACCGUGGCUGGACUGCUCUCCAUGAAUCUGUGGCCCGGAAUGACUUGGAAGUCAUGGAAAUUCUGGUGAGCGGAGGUGCCAAGGUGGAAUCCAAGAAUGCAUAUGGCAUUACCCCUUUAUUUGUGGCUGCCCAGAGUGGACAGCUGGAUGCACUGCGAUUUCUGGCUAAGCAUGGUGCGGACAUUAAUACGCAGGCCAGCGACAGUGCCUCAGCCCUCUAUGAAGCUUGUAAAAAUGGGCAUGAAGACGUGGUGGAGUUCCUCUUGUCUCAGGGAGCGGAUGCCAACAAAUCCAAUAAGGACGGGUUGCUGCCUCUUCAUAUUGCCUCCAAACGAGGCAAUUACAAGAUUGUUCAGAUGCUGCUUCCUGUGACCAGCCGCACCCGUGUCAAGCGCAGUGGGAUAAGCCCCCUUCACCUGGCUGCCGAGAGGAAUAAUGAUGAUGUGCUAGAGGAGCUCUUGGAUGCUGGCUACGACGUCAAUGCCACCCUGUCCCCCGAGAGGUCCCGGUUGUACGAGGACAGGCGGAGCACUCCCCUGUACUUCGCUGUUAUCAAUAACAACAUCUACGCUACUGAAAUGCUCCUACAGGCGGGGGCAAGCCCCAACCUGGACAUCAUCAACCCUCUGCUCAUCUCCAUCCGCCAUGGCUGCCUCAAGACGAUGCAGCUCCUGCUGGACCAUGGGGCCAACAUCGAUGCCUACAUCUCCAGCCAUCCCACCACCUUCCCAGCCACUAUCAUGUUCUCCAUGAAGUGUCUUUCACUUCUGAAAUUCCUCAUGGACCUAGGGUGUAAUGGCGAUUCCUGCUUCACCUGUCAGUAUGGGAAUGGCCCCCACCCAGCCACACAGACCACAUCAAGCAGGUUCAAUGAGAUGCCCUUGGACAAGUCACCCACCGUCAUCCAGUUCUGUGAAAUCAUCUCUGCCCCUGAGGUCAGCCGUUGGGCGGGACCCAUCAUUGAUGUUCUCCUGGAUUACGUUGGGAAUGUGCAGCUGUGUGCCAGGCUGAAGGAACACAUUGAGAGCUAUGAAGAUUGGGCUGUCAUCAAAGAAAAAGCAGAGCCGCCAAGGCCCCUGGCUCACCUCUGCCGUCUGAGGGUUCGAAAGGCGAUUGGGAAAUACCGCAUCAAACUCAUAGACACUUUGCCGCUCCCUGGCCGGUUGAUCAGAUAUCUGCAGUAUGAUAAUUCUCAGUAAUUUACACAUGUUGGAGGAAGGCAGAGCUUCCUUUGAGUUUCUCCACAGCACAGUGAUUAAGUACCAGGAUGAUGGUGGCUUCCCAGUGACGAUGGUCAAUUGACAGGACAGUCCUCGGGUUCACAAGGAUUACAGCUAUCCCAUCACUGUGGCCAGCACAUAGACUUGCGUUGGUGGGGCCACAGUCCAAGAGCAAAGAGGGAAAACAAAACAGCUAGGUGGGCUGGGGGAGGGGGAAGGGGGAGGGAGCAAGUGAGACUUACACAAACGCUGCCAUGACUGGAUUUCCAGACUAGAAGACAGGUUUAUUGACUUAUCCCCAAUGUUGGCACAAGUAGAAACUGGUACGAAAGAAAACUUCUCACUUCAUAGGUUUUCCAAGCCUUUGGGGGUGCGGCCAAGGUGAAAGGAGUCUCAAGAAGUCCAGGAAAUACAGAAAAACGAAAGCAACAUUUGCCUGGUAUGCCGUGAUAUAGUUGUUAAAGAUUAGAAUAACCCAUUAGCCUUUCACAGUAUCUCAGCAGAUUUCAGUAGAUUAACUUGGCUUCAUUUUCCCUCUCUCUCCUGCCUCAAAUCUUUGGUAAAUCUUUUACUUUACUUCAAGAAUCACGAAACCUCAGAGUGGGAAGGGACUUCUGGUCUAACCUCACGUGCUAUGCAGUAAUUCUUUGUGCAAUGUCCCUGAUAAGUAAUAUCAGGUAAUAGAAGCAUAGACAUGGCGUCCGAAUGUUGGGAUCCCAGAUUCACCACUUAAGGGCAGUGAGAAUGCGGGCAAGUCAUUCCCUGCUCUGGGUCUCAGUAACUUCCAUUGUAAGAACAGUGGUUGGCCUUCCUGCUCUGUGAGAUUCCUUCCAUCCUUUGCAUCAUAUGCUUCUGCUUUAAAUCUGGCACAUUUUUCUCCAAUCCAAACCUGAUGAUCACUUCUGCUUUCAUUUUGAGUACCACCUAGUGGUUCCUUGUUGUGGUGCGGUCAUGUUGCUGAACCUCUUAAAGAUCUAAGAGCAUUUUAAAAAAUAAAUCUUCCCCAACGAGACUUAAUCCCCCCCCAUCUCAUAGCCUGUGCCCUCGGUUUCUUCCUUUUCUGCACUCAAUUUUUUUCCUUCUCAGCUUUCUUCUCAAUACAUUGUGAUUGGAGAUUGGGGACUGUGGUGAAUUGUUCGUCUAAAAGUUUUGAUAGAUACAGAUGGAUGCCUCCUACAUGAGACCCGACACCUGUCAGCAAUUUUUCCCCCUGCCUAACUUAAUUUUUUAAUAUAAACGUUUUAUUGGUGUUCUUCAUCACUGUCCCUUCCUAAAGAUUCACUCCUCUUACCCUAAAGAACCCUCCUUUGUAUCUUCAUGUCAUAGCUAGGAUCUAUGGGGGUCACAUUGUAUACCAACGUCACCUUUGGAAGCCUCUUAAAUAUAUUUAUUCACAGAGAUACAAUAGUCUUCAUUCCCUCACAUCUGUUCUUCUACAGGAGUCAAGACACUGGAAAAAACCAUAAAACAUACACUUAACACUUAGCGUAUGUUAUAAGCAAAGGUACUGUGAUGAUUACAGGGCUUUCCUGGAGCUCUAACAAUGAUAAUAAUGCUUUGAGGUUUACAAAAUGUUUUCUAUAUGUCAAUUCAUUUGACCUUCACAACAAUUCUGUGAAGUAGCUACUAUUACUACCCCAUUUUACAAAUGGGGAAAGCUGAGGCUGGGGGAAGUUAAGUAACUUGCCCAGAGUCACAGCAUUUAAGCAUCUGAGACUGAACUCAAACUCAGUUCUUUCUCACUCCAAAGCCAGCACUUUAUCCACUGUGUCCCCUCACUUCCUGAUCUCACGCAACACGUAUGCUGGUUGGUGAGGCCCAUGUCCGCUGCAGUUAUGUUUCCUUUUCAGCCCUCCCUGUGCUCAUUCCCAAUGAAUGGAAGAGCUUAAUUAAUCCACUCCUCGUGCCGUUUGCUCUGUUUUGUCCUAAAACUGCUUGCAUUUGCAUAGAUCUUUCUGUAAUAACAUUCGAGAGGUAAGUUCUUGUUUUAUUUGUAUGAGACUCUUCCAAGUUGUUAGAUGAAAGGAAACGGGGGCAUCGCCAUGUGAUGAGGGGCAGUGUGAGGUUGUAGAAAAGGCACUUGGACAUGAAGAAGUUCCAGGUUUUGGUUCCAGUGCUGCCUGCUAGCAAUACUCACUCGUCCUCUCCUCUGGGCCUCUGUUCCUUUAACAGUAAAAUGAAAGAGUUGGAGAUGAUCUAUCUCUAAGAACUCUUCUGUUUCAGAUAUAUUAGCAGUCUCUGAACCCUAGUGUCUGGGUGAAGAGAAGCAUUGAGUUUGUGAUAGGUUAGUAGUAAUGCUUGCUAUCAAAGCAUAAAACCAAAUGCAUGUAUAAAGUACUUGUUUUGAAUCUUUUAGUGGCAAGGGUCUUUAGAGGUCAUCUAGCUCAGCUCCCUUAUUUUAUAGAUAAGGAAACUGUGGCCUAGAGAGGGUGACUUGCCAAAGGUCCCAUAAAGAGUUGGAGCAGAAACUACAGUCUCUCUAACAGAUUUAAAAAUUAACUCCCAAACCAACAACUGUAUUUUCCAAAGGCUAAAAUUUAAUUUGCAUGACUCCAUUAGAUGUCCAAUGGUGUCAUGAGCUUGUAGAUGAGAAAACAUUGCCUACAAAACACCAACACUGUCCCUUAAAGGAUUUAACUUCCCUCCUUGCUAUACAGAAAAGCAACAGCAACAAGUAGGAAGGUAAAAAGUUCUGCCACAGGAACCCAGGAAAGGGAUAACUCAAGAAUUGUCUUAUGGGAUAUAUCGGUGGGUGGGGAGGGAAAAAGACGGCCUGUUGAAUCAUGCAGACUAUUUAGAAUUAUGGAAUUUUUCAGACUAGAAACCUUUUGUAAUAUUGUCACUUUAAAAUCUUCAGAGACUGUCAUGUUCUAUGUCUUGCAGCCAUAUAAUAACACCAAUUGAAUAUUGUUAUUAAAAAGAUGGACUUUCAUUUGGGGGGAAAGUUUGUAGUCAUUAAAAAAAAGUUUUGCAAUUUCCUAAAGGAAAUCCACUCUCCUUUUGUUUAAUUCUGGACUCAUCUUAUUAUCUAUUUUUACUCUCCAUAGGUUGUCUAUCCAACUGCAUGUCAUAAUUUGAACAAUAGACUUGGUUUUUCCCCUGUAAAUUGUUAGACCAAAUUCAAAUUUGAGAGAGCUUGAGUUUUCGUAUACUGAGUUAGGUAAAAGUUACAUUUUUUUUUUAGAAUUAAGAAUUAGAAACUAAUUAGAGAAUAAAGAUCCUCUCCAAUCUGAAGGCAGGAAUCCCACUUCUCAGUGUUUCUUCACACAUGUGCCUGUGCCAUCAGAGAGAUAGAUACAAGGGAUGAUGAUUUCUUGAAAUUUUUCUUACCUUCCAAUUUAUUCUGAUCAUAUGACCAUAAAAUGUUGGAGUGAAAGGGAUUUCUUAUCCAAUUGUUUCAUUUGACAAAUGAGGAAACCCCAGCAUGCUUCUUCCAUACACCUACUUUAAGCUCAUCUUUCCUGGAGAUACAGGAAGAACACUCCAUGAGAUUUAUAACUGGAAGGCACCUUGGGGAUCAUAGAGUUCUGCCUUCUCAUUUGUCAGAUGAAUAAACUGAGGCACAGAGCAAUUAAGUGACUUGCCCAAAGCCACAGGAGAUCCAAGAUUUGAACCUAGGUGGUCUGAUCCCAAAGUCAGCCCUCUUUCCCUUACACCAUGCUGGUUCUUGCUGUCACCAGUUAUGAGAGAUUAUUUUCUUCCACAAAGACCUGAUGACAGGUAAGUCUAUACCCACUAAAGUUAUAGGGGUUCAGCAGAGAUCUCUUUGUGGUAGAUUCAUUUCCCUGGUCUUGCAGCUUUCCGAGCUCUAUGAACCCUUGGAUAGGACAGAAGGAGUAGCAAUUUCAUUGUACCACGAAGAGCAGGGAUCUAGUUAGUGGUAGUGGUGGUAAGGGCGCAGUGUUGCAUGAGCCAUGCCAGUCUUAGGACUGCUAUACUUUUUUGUACCAAAGAUAACACUUUUGGGCUGGAAGAAGGAUGUGCUUUGGGGGCUUUUGGGGUGCUAAAUCUCUUCAAAAUGCUUUCCACGACUUUCUCCCACGUGAUUUAUAAGUAUGUACUAUAAUAUUGUAAAUCUGGACAACGGGCUAGUAAAUAGCUUUGGAACACUA
Trichosurus vulpecula (common brushtail) is the source of this 6447-nucleotide messenger RNA. RefSeq names its product ankyrin repeat and SOCS box containing 2 (gene ASB2). Gene Ontology annotation, biological process: intracellular signal transduction. Bases 377 to 2314 code for a protein of 645 amino acids. Gene Ontology annotation, molecular function: protein binding. The transcript has 10 exons. Gene Ontology annotation, cellular component: cytoplasm. Lineage: Eukaryota; Metazoa; Chordata; Mammalia; Diprotodontia; Phalangeridae. The record is from RefSeq and is a predicted model, not a curated record.